CACAGACCGUUGUUGUCGUGUUCCUCUGCUUCUGUUUACGUUUGGCGGAGGGUGGACAGCGGGGGUGGAGGGCAGCAGCACAGGCCCUCCGUUAGCCUGCAGACAGCACAAGACAGAUCCGGCGUUCUCUCUGAGCAGCACAGGCCCCCCUCCCCCGGCCUUCUUCGUCCCCUCUUCUAAGCUCAGCGCAGCUCAGCUCAGCAGCUCGUCCCCGUCCUCCCUCUCCGCCGCCACCGCCGCCACACCGCCAUGUACAACAACCAGGGCUACAACGGCUCGUACCAGAACAGGUACUACUCCUCGCAGCUUGGACAACCGCAGACGGCGGCCGCCGCCGCCGCUGCGGCAGCUGCAGAGUCGCAGGCGCCCUCCGGUCAGCAGGCGCAUCUGCAACAGCAGCAGGCAAACCCAGACACACAGCAAGUGCAGCAGGGCGCCCUGGAGUCGAACCAGCAGCAGCAGCAGCAGCAGCAGCCUCCGGUCCAGGGCCAGCAGCAGUCCUACUACCCGUCCAACGCGUCCUAUUCGUCGUACUCGGGCGUCCCGCAGAACUACACAAACCCGGUCUCCUACACAGGCGCCAUGUACCCGAGUUCCUACAUCCAGGACUCAACAACCCCCCAGGCCGCAACGGCCAACCCGCUCUCGGCGUCGAGCCAGCCCCAGUCGCUGGGUCCUCAGGAUCAGGCGCAACAGCAGCAGCAGCAGCAGCCGCAGCAACAGCAGCAACAGCAACAACCGCAGCAGUCACAGUCUCAACAACAACAGGCCAACAGCAACCCCUCAGGCCAGGCACAGUCCAACUACUCCUCCGCCUACGGCUACUACUCCCAGCCACAGAACAUGCUGGACCCCAUGUCUUCCUACGCCUCCCAGAUGUACCAGUCCUACAACGGCUACCCAAACUCAAAGUUGGGCUACAGAACCUACCCCUCGGGCUCUCCGCUGGCCACCUACCCGAUCUACCCAGACUAUAACAACCAGCUGAACGCGGCCACCCCGCAGAUCUCCAACCUCCAAAAACACUACAACACGCUCAACAUCCCCAACUUGAACAUGAACGUCAACCCGGGCCAGCCAAACCCACAAUCCCAGGGCCAGGGCCAGCAACAGCCGCAACAACAGGUCCCUGCCCAAGUGCAGCAAUCACAGUCUCAGAACGUACGUGGUCUCCCUAGCCACAACGGAUCCACCUCCACCGUGGUGUCAAACGCCAACUCCAGCGGCUUUCAGUUAAGUCCCAACGCUGGCCAGAUCCAGCCCCCAGGCUCCCGCCCUAAGAUCACCACGACCAUGUGGGAGGACGAAAAGACCCUCUGCUACCAGGUCGAAGCGAACGGCGUUUCCGUGGUUCGGAGAGCAGAUAACAACAUGAUCAACGGAACCAAGUUGUUGAACGUGGCCAAGAUGACCAGAGGCCGUCGUGACGGGAUCUUGAAGGCCGAGAAGACGCGGUACGUAGUCAAGAUCGGCUCGAUGCAUCUCAAGGGUGUUUGGAUACCUUUUGAGAGAGCCCUGAUCAUGGCCCAGAGAGAAGGCAUUGCCGACUCCCUGUACCCCUUGUUUGUCAAGGACAUCCAGAAAAUCAUCCAGCAGGGCACUCCUACAGUGAAGAUGGGCCAGUACGCUUUGAAUCCGAAGCCUAGCCACGGCGUAGCUAACGACGCCGCCCUCUAUGCGCAAAUGAACCCACAAGCCAAGACCACGAAGGGCCCUAACGACGGCUCCAAAGUCCUAGACCGCUACGACGCCCACACGGACGGCCGCGGCAACGCUGCUUACGGCGCCGCCGACGGAGCAGACUCCGUCGAUCCCACCGGCUCCGCCAAGCUCUCGGGCUCUAACCACUCCGAGUCCCACGUGUACGGCGGCCCGGGCAGCGUCAAUAACCCUGCCAGCAGCACCAACCCAAGCCACAGCAACAGCAAUAACAACAAUGCCACCACUUCAGCUGCCUCAGCAACCACUGCCACCGAUGCUACAAACCCUUCGUCUAACGCAACAACUGCAGCCACUUCCAACCAUGCACCGGGCUCCGUCGCACCAAUGAUGUACCCGUCAUACUACAACUCGGCGCACCAGUCGCAGCCUUCGCAGUCGCAGCUGAACCCAUCCCAGUCGUACUACUACGGCGGUUACUACGCUCAGAACUCACAACCAGCCUCCUCGUCGGCGAUUCCAUCCCAGAAGUACGCCCAGGGCCUUUCGGCAGACGUGGCCGGCGAAAGUGUCAACCCGACCGCCAACAACAGCGGUAGCGGCAGCAGCAGCAGGCCUGGCAACCCGAACGCCGACAACAGCGUCUGAGCCUCAUGGACGUCUCUAUUUAUUUUGAAAAUAAAAACAAAGCCCAAGCAUGAAAAAAAAAGAAAAAAAAUGUCCGUAAUAUCUCUCUCUCUCUCUCUCUCUCUCUCUCUCUCUAUCUCUCU
Messenger RNA from Pichia membranifaciens NRRL Y-2026, 2429 nucleotides. RefSeq lists its product as hypothetical. Gene Ontology annotation, molecular function: DNA-binding transcription factor activity; sequence-specific DNA binding. NCBI's taxonomy places the organism in Eukaryota, Fungi, Ascomycota, Pichiomycetes, Pichiales, Pichiaceae. Gene Ontology annotation, biological process: positive regulation of transcription by RNA polymerase II. Gene Ontology annotation, cellular component: nucleus. The coding region runs from base 250 to 2307 and encodes 685 amino acids. The record is from RefSeq and is a predicted model, not a curated record. The transcript has a single exon.